Molecule: messenger RNA, 2679 nt
Organism: Sporothrix brasiliensis 5110
Lineage: Eukaryota; Fungi; Ascomycota; Sordariomycetes; Ophiostomatales; Ophiostomataceae
Exons: 3
Coding region: 1-2679 (892 amino acids)
Biological process (GO): transmembrane transport
Molecular function (GO): oligopeptide transmembrane transporter activity
Source: RefSeq, a predicted model, not a curated record
AUGGGCUCGCACGAGAUCAAUGGCCCGCCCCACGAGCCGACCGACGUCUCUCUACCGUCGUCGCUGACUGACUUGUCGGAGAAGAAGGCGGCACAGACGACGGCGGUCGAAGUUGAGGCCGACGGGGACGUCGACGAAGCCGCGGUUGACCAUCUAGAGAACGAGCUGGCCUCGUAUGGCGUCAACGAAGACCAGUACGCCGAGGUCAAGCGGCUGGCCGAGUCCUACUCGCUGGAAGACACGCGCGAGCGCAUCGUCAAAAUCAUCCAGAUCCACGAGCACGACCCCAACUUCCGGCACGACCUGAUUGAGGCGUUCAAGGCGUUUGUCCAGGCGGACGCGCAGCCGCUCGCGCCCUCGCCCUCGCCCUCGCCCUCGCUCUCGCUCUCGCAGAUCAAGCUCGAAGUGGCCCUCAUCACGUACAACAGCCCGUACCCGCAGGUGCGGGCGGUCGUGGCCAACGAGGACGACCCCAGCAUGCCGUCGUCGACGGUGCGCGCGUGGGCCAUCGGGCUGUCGUUUGCGGUGCUGCUGGCGUUUGUGAACCAGCUCUUCUCGAUCCGGCAGCCGGCCAUUGUCGUCGGCGCCACCAUUGCGCAGAUGCUGGCGUACCCGCUGGGCACGGCGGCGGCGCGCGUGCUGCCGGACUGGGGCGUGGCGGUGGCCGGAUCGCGCGUCAGCCUCAACCCGGGGCCGUUCUCGCCCAAGGAGCACAUGCUCAUCACCAUCAUGGCGAGCGUCGGCGGUGCGCCGCCCUUUACCGGCCUCAUCAUCUGGACGCAGUACCUGCCGCAGUUCUUCAACCAGCGGUACGCCGGGCGCUUCGCGUACCAGAUCCUGAUCGGCCUGGGCACCAACUUUAUCGGCUACGGCCUGGCGGGCAUCUGCCGGCGCUUCCUCGUGUACCCGAGCUACUGCGUGUGGCCGACGAGCCUCGUGACGAUUGCGCUCAACACGGCCUUCCACGGCGACCCAAACCGGAGGGUGCGCCACCGCGGGCCCUGGGGAUGGGUGGCGACGGCGUCGCGGCUGCGCGUUUUCUGCGCGGCCUUUGGCUGCAUGUUUGCCUACUUUUGGCUGCCCAACGUGCUGUUCCAGGCGCUCAGCGUCUUCAACUGGCUCUCGUGGAUCGCGCCCGGCAGCGUGCGCCUCAACAGCGUCGUCGGCUUCAACAACGGCCUCGGCCUCAACCCGUGGCCCACGUUUGACUGGAACAUCCUGCACGCCGGCAGCGACCCGCUGGUGCUGCCCUUCUUCACGACGCUCAACAAGUUUGCCGGCAGCUUCGCCUCGCUCUUUGUCAUCCUGGGCCUCUGGUACGCCAACGCCUUCAGCGCCGCGUAUCUGCCGCUCAACUCGAACCGCGUCUUCGACCACCACGGCGCGCUCUACAACGUGUCGCGCGCCGUCGACGCCGACGGCCUGUUUGACGCCGCCAAGUACGCCGCCUACAGCCCGGCCUUUCUGUCCGCCGGCAACAUCAACGUCUACGUCUUCUCGUUUGCCAUCUACACCGCCACCCUCGCCUACGCCGUGCUCUACCAGUGGCACGAGAUCCGCCUGGGCUUUGCCGCCGUCUUUGACAGCCUCGUCGGCUUCGUCCGCCCGCGCCGCGCCCGCGCCCGCGCCUUCUCCCGCGCCGCGCACUACGAGGACGUCCACAACCGCCUGAUGGCCCGCUACCCCGAAGUCCCCGCGUGGUGGUUCGCCGCCGUGCUCGUCCUGGCCACCGUCUGCGGCAUCGCCGGCGUCGCCCUGUGGCCCACGCACACGUCGCCCGGCGUCGUCUUCUACGGCCUCGGCCUCUGCGUCGUCUUCAUCGUCCCCAUCGGCGUCAUCCGCGCCAUGACCGGCAUCGACGUCAGCCUCGGCAUCCUCGCCGAGUUCAUCGGCGGCGCCCUCGUCCCGGGCAACCAGCUCGCCAUGAACUACCUCAAGGCCUACGGCAUGGUCACCGCGUCGCACGCCCUCUCCUUUACCAACGACCUCAAGCUCGCCCACUACGUCAAGAUCCCGCCGCGCCAGACCUUUUCCGUGCAGAUGGCCGCCACGCUCGUGUCUACUUUUGUCUGCACCGCCGUCUUGAACUUUCAGAUGAACAACAUCCCCGGCGUCUGCACCAUGGACGCCCCCAACCGCUUCACCUGCCCCUGGGUCAACUCCUUCUUCACCGCCUCCGUCCUCUGGGGCACCAUCGGCCCCCGCAAAAUCUUCGGCCCCGCCGGCCAGUACACCCUGCUGCUGCUCGGCUUCCCCCUCGGCCUCGCCAUCGCCCUCGCCUUCUGGGCCGCCAAGCGCCGCUUCCCCCGCCACUCCUGGCUGCGCCAGGCCCACCCCGUCGUCCUGCUGUCCGGCGCCAUCCACUGGGCCCCCUUCAACCUCAGCUACGUCUGGCCCGCCGUGCCCUUUGCCUACCUGUCUUGGCAGCACGUCAAGCGCAAGUGGCCCGGCCUCUGGGCCGAGUACAACUUUGUGCUGUCGUCGGCCCUGUCCAGCGGCAUCGCCGUCGCCGGCCUCGUCAUCUUCUUUGCCAUCCAGUGGCCCGGCAUCCAGAUUUCGUGGUGGGGCAACACCGUCUCCUACCAGGGCUGCGAGAGCAAGCUGGACCCGUGCCGGCUGCGGUACCUGGACAAGGACAAGGCCGACUACUUUGGUCCACGGAUCGGGGAGUUCCAUUAG